Cooperia oncophora is the source of this 3369-nucleotide messenger RNA. NCBI's taxonomy places the organism in Eukaryota, Metazoa, Nematoda, Chromadorea, Rhabditida, Trichostrongylidae. The record is from the annotation of a GenBank genome assembly.
AUGUCUCGUGUUCUCUGGACGGCCCUUGAAAAACCAGGGAAGGCUAUUAAUCUGUGCUGCAUCGUACCGAUAUCCGCAUCAGGUCUCCAAGGUGAACAGCCUCUAGUCGAUAGAAUAAUAAACGACUCCGCUAGACUGAACGGGACUCGCUCCCAAAGUCGCGAAGAGUCGUUUGCACGAAAUAGUUUACCCUGGACUGUACACGAGCAAGACAAAUUGGUUUCCCUGGUCGAAAGACACAGGAUGGCCACGGGGCGCGUGCAAUGGGUCGAACUCGAGAAAUCGUGGGAAGCCCUUAGAAAGCACGAUGACCCCAUCAGAACGAGAGGUGCUUUGAAAGCAACCUAUAACAGACUCGUCAAAGCAAACAGACGGGCAUUAAGCGGAAUCCCCCAGACUGAGGCUCAAAGCACUCGGCUGAGUGAGGAAACAUCCGCAGUAGCUGGGCCGGAGACCAGCUGUCGAAAUGAAGGCGCUGCCACGCCGGGAAUAAGAAGUCCUGGCAGCUGCUUGGAAACAAGCAGUGCGAAUUCAGAACAGCGGCAGUCGCCUCAGAGAGCUACUACAAGCACUACCUCUAGUAGAAGGGGUGCUUAUCGGAGCGACAGCGAAUUGUACAGACGCGACGCGCAGAAUCAGUUAACACCGCAUCGUCAUAACGAUAUCCUUCCAUGCCUUUCGAGCGCGGUCAGAAAUAUGACUUCCGAGGAUUGCUGCCAAAUGAAAGAGGCCGGAAUGGUGCGGUCUACAUUGAAGCUCGUACCAGUACUGAGCGAGAACGUGAGAAAAUCCCCCCCAUCAGCCAAAAAUACGCUGAGGAGGAAAUAUCAACCCGCUACUACAGAAACUGACCUGAUUAAUCAGGACAGUCAGCAGGGUGGAGUGGAGCCUGUUGAGCAUAUCGAGGAACGGUCAACUAGUCCUAAUGGUGACUCGGAAACGAGCCAACCUGAUAGGACUCUCGGCGAUAAGCUCAGAGAGCGAUUCGAUGCCUAUUACAAGGCAGCCAAAGAGUCGCAUGACAGGCAACCAAUAAGAAGGCCCAAAGGAGAAAUACCUGAGGGCAUGCUCCAGCUCGCAAAUGAAAUCCUUUCAGAGAAGCUGGGGCACACUAACUCCACCAAUAAGCGCACACUGACAGCUUUGAACGCUGCAGUGUAUGCCAUCGCCAAAGCCAUCACAACGAUCCUGUUGGACGGCGAGGCUGAAAAGGCGGAAGGACCCCUAGAGAUCAACCAUCUCUUCUAUAUGGAUGAUCUAAAGGUUUACUCGCCCAGAUGGGAUGAUAUAGUGAAAGCCCAAGAGGGCAUCCAGAAAGUGGCUGGAGAGUUAGGACUUCGAAUGAAUCCCAGCAAGUGUGCUGUGAAUUCACUGAACCACCCCCCGCCACUGGUCACAACACCUGGGAUGGAGGAGAUACCUGUCCUAGGUUCAAGUUCGCUCUACAAGUAUUUAGGAGCAGAACAGAACGCUCUUGUAAGUGUGGAUCAACUGUGGUCUCGUACUAGAGAAAAAGCGUUGGCCGCAGCCCGAAGGAUUAUGCUCAGCGACCUUGCGGUUCGCCAAAAGGUCAAUGGGUAUAACCAAGUGGUGAUCCCAAAACUAAAAUAUGCAAUCUCGUGCAUAAUUUACGGAACAGGAAAGUUCUGCACAAUGAGAAAGCAAGCAAGAGCGUUUGAUGAGUCGGUCCGUAAGCUGUUAGCAGAAUCGCAUUUGCGAUUCGGCCACAGCUGCGUACCAAGACUCUACGUUAACAAAGAAGAAGGAGGAUUGGGACUGAAGUCCGCAGAGGAGGAGAUGGAGCACACCAUUGUUUAUACAUGGUGUUAUCUCGCCUCUCGACCAGAAUUCCACAUCCCCUAUCAUCUUUGUGAAAGCCUAAGAGGCAGCAACAAACGAUCACUCACCUCCGACUUUAGAGCCGUGAUGGCUGAAAACAGGUUGGAGGAUGAAGUGACUCGCAUUGCUCAAGCUUCUAUUCAAGUGAAAGAUCGAACAUUCGCAGCGGCCACUGAAGCCGCAAGAGCAAUAUCUACCCUCGUUCACGAACGAUGGGCGCGAACGCGAAUGCAUGAAUGGAAGAAAAGAGUGGUAGCGAGCAGAAUGAUCAGUAACAACGAACCCUACGUCUGUCACAAGGAUUCGUUCUUGUGGUCACAGACCGGAUGGGUGUCCUCUGAAGUCUUACGAAACGUUUGGGCUGCCCAAGAGGCUUCUCUGCCGACAAAAGCCAGCGCUUCAGGACAAUCAAUCUGGGCGAAUAGUAACCAGAUGUGUCGAAUGCGUUGCAAUGCAAAGGAAACGGCAGAACAUAUAGGGGCGGGUAGUCUUCUAUUGAAUGACGCUGCCCUUACUACCGAAGCUCAACCGCGUAGGAGUGCUAGAUUACUCCGAUCCUCGACGCGAACCAGGCGCUCACCUGAAAGGCCCUCUGAGCCUGAAGCUCAGAACCGCAGAAGAGAGCGCCGCAAGGGUGUACUGUGGAGUGCCGACGAAUUAAUAAAGCUCGCAGAACUGGUCGAGAGACACAGAAUAGCGAGCGGUCGCAUAAUGUGGGCUGACGUGGUUACGGCCUGGGAAAGCUCACGAACAAGCGGAGACCCAGAAAGAACAGAAGCGGCCCUUAAAGCUGCUUACGCGAACCUUGCCAGGCGUACUGAGCGAGGAACGGUGAGAAAUGCCCCACCAGCAGAAAAUACGCUGGAGGAGGAAAGUCAACCCGCUACUACAGAAACUGACCUGAUUAACCAGGACAGUCAGCAGGGUGGAGUGGAGCCUGUUGAGCAUAUCGAGGAACGGUCAACUAGUCCUAAUGCGAAAGGAGUCAGGCGUAGACCCAGCCUGAAGUUCUUCCAAGUAGCUGAAUGUUAUAACAUUAAACGUCGCGGAGAGCUGAGGCGAGUCUUGAGAAGACUCAAGGAUCAGCUCAAUGUGACACAGCUCGAAAUCCGGAAGUUAGAAGAGGCGAGACAGCGAAAGCUAGUACGCCGUCGAGGAGCCUCUUAUGUGGUUCAUGAGCUCUCCGAGCGACCGACUGAGGUGCCUGUGGCCAGUCGAAAGGAGGGAGUCAGGCGUAGACCCAGCCUGAAGUUCUUCCAAGUAGCUGAAUGUUAUAACAUUAAACGUCGCGGAGAGCUGAGGCGAGUCUUGAGAAGACUCAAGGAUCAGCUCAAUGUGACACAGCUCGAAAUCCGGAAGUUAGAAGAGGCGAGACAGCGAAAGCUAAUACGCCGUCGAGGAGCCUCUUAUGUGGUUCAUGAGCUCUCCGAGCGACCGACUGAGGUGCCUGUGGCCAGUGUACGCGAGUACUGGAAACCUAUAGUCGGGGAAUAUCAACCAUUCGAAGUAAGCCCCGAACUUGAAGAAUGA